CAGGGAGGAGCACGACUAAGCUCCGGAUUCUCCAAGCAAUUUACUAGGAAAUGUGCCGGCUCAGAUAUUGCGAGUUUUUACUCGGAUACUGGAUUAUUCUUCUGCAUCUCUGUCUGCAAGGUAACGCCCGUGCUUUUAGAGGUCCGAGUUUCAUUAAGGAACCUCCGAACAAAGCUGUCUUCCACAACUCUUCUGGGGCAGUUGUCCCAUGCCUCGCCACCGGCGUGCCACAGCCUAAUGUGUAUUGGACUAAAAGUGACUGGACACGUCUUCCAAACGUUCCAGGAUUGCGUCACACUCGUCAAGAUGGAUCGCUUGUCUUCCAACCUUUCAGAGCAGAAGAAUAUCGACAAGAUGUUCACGGUGCUGUAUACAGAUGUGUGGCUUCAAAUAGUUUGGGAUCUAUCGGAUCAACAGAAGUUCAUGUCCGUGGAGGUGGAACAUCAGCAUCAAAUGCAGACUUCCACAAUCUUCAGACAGUACAGAAUAAGACUCUUGGAAGAAUUGUAAAUGCUUAUUACCUGAUUAGAAGGAAACUGAUUCAUGAAGACUUGAAAAUUCAACCUAUAGUGGACCACAUUACUAAACUUAAUAAGCCUUUCUUCAGAACUGGACAUAGCUGUGAUGCUGAAAAUGUUUCAUAA
This is a messenger RNA of Stegodyphus dumicola, 644 nucleotides long. RefSeq names its product cell adhesion molecule Dscam1-like. Gene Ontology annotation, biological process: cell-cell adhesion. Lineage: Eukaryota; Metazoa; Arthropoda; Arachnida; Araneae; Eresidae. Gene Ontology annotation, molecular function: protein binding. The record is from RefSeq and is a predicted model, not a curated record.